This is a messenger RNA of Botrytis byssoidea, 1125 nucleotides long. RefSeq lists its product as uncharacterized. The transcript has 2 exons. The record is from RefSeq and is a predicted model, not a curated record. NCBI's taxonomy places the organism in Eukaryota, Fungi, Ascomycota, Leotiomycetes, Helotiales, Sclerotiniaceae. Bases 1 to 1125 code for a protein of 374 amino acids.
AUGCCUAUCGAUCAAUCGUCUCCGAUACAGAGAGCUGUUGCUGAGCUUUCAUCUAGCACACGCUAUAAUGAUAACGAUCAUGACACAAGCCUGAAAUCUCUCUGCGAAUCAUGUCGGGGGAUAGAUUGGUCAAAUAUUACAGAACCGAAAAAGUUCAAGGGGACAGAAUCUUCGAUGGUUUGCCCGAAUGGACGCAACACAAAACUCGUCCGAACAUUCGAGGGAAAUUCCCGAAGCCAACUGCUCAACUCAAGUUGUCGCGUCUGUCGCCUGGUUGGGAGUCUUGUCAAUCCAAACUCUGGUAUCCGAACCCCUGAUCAGUCUCUAGAAUUAAGUGACCAAUCGCAGAAUGUAUGUUUAGAAGCUUGCGAGGAUAUGAUUGAAACAUGGGGGUCCGAAGAGCGAGAUCCGUGUGUGAAACUGGCGGUUCGAUCUACUGCAACUGGUUCAAAGAGGAUAGAUAGCUACGAAGACCACCCUCGCUUCAUCAUAGCACACAAAUCCAGGAACAAUGGGAUCGCUGUUAUUCGCAUCAUAGAACCCUUAAGAGUCAAAUUCGAUUUUGUUAGACAAUUGUUGGACGGAUGCCUUAAGGAUCAUGAACAGUGCCAGUCUCCGAAGGUAGAAGUUGCAAAACUGCGUGUCAUCGAGGUCACCACGAAAAAGAUUUGCCAGGCUCCACCAUAUUGUGAAUACACCGCUCUCUCUUAUGUUUGGUGUGGCAACUCUGCUUGCGAGAGUACUCAAGGGGAGUUCCCAGCAGUCGUACAAGAUGCCUUCACAGUCACUGAGGCCUUAAGCUACCAUUAUCUCUGGUGCAUCGACCAAAAGCCAGACUCCCCUCACAUGCAGUCUAUGAUCGACCAGGUGGAUCUCGUCUAUAGCAACGCCCACGCCACUAUGAUCGCAGCUUCCGGUAGCAGUGCUAGUGAUGGGUUACCAGGGAUCAGUAUCCCACGCUAUCAAUCCUACGCAGUCGUUGGGCCGCUACUGUCCAAAAUUGUUCCAACAUUUCUUGUAAGGCCCGGUAUAUUUCUUGGUAUCCCGGUACAAUUUAGAGUUGCACAGAUUAGGCCUGGUACUACCCAGCGGUGGGCAGUUCCACAAAGAACCAGAUGUCUAUAA